Molecule: messenger RNA, 1089 nt
Organism: Diprion similis
Lineage: Eukaryota; Metazoa; Arthropoda; Insecta; Hymenoptera; Diprionidae
Exons: 4
Coding region: 104-805 (233 amino acids)
Source: RefSeq, a predicted model, not a curated record
UUCAAUCGUUGGUUAGAUUUUAAGAUCAUCAAAUUUAUGAAGAAGGUGAAAUUUGCCGGGCAUCAGGAUAUCUCGAAACGCAAAGUUGGGGAAUAAAAUUGCAAUGCCUGCCGCCUCGUCGAUAUACUUUAACUCUGAGGACUCUCAGAGGUCUUCGGCGGACGGAUCUGAGCCGAGUUCUUCGUCUUCCGGCGGCAGGCGGCGGUACAUCGAUCCCUGGGAUCUGGAGAACUACGCGUAUCUCAGACGUCGGCAAAUCGAGAUAGUCUUACCCCGGUCAAGUGAUCCCGAGGGAAUACAGAAGGCCAAUUUGACAAGGCAGGUCAACGAGUCUGGCAGUGACUCCUAUUACUGGUACCCCAUGACGACAGCGACGGGGGAAACUUCAGGCUAUGAUACUUCCAGCCCCGUGGACGAGCUCUAUAAUCUCGGAUCAUCUCACCAGGUCAAUCAACCCCUUUCGUAUCCCAUGCAACAAGCCACCUACGAAGAUGACGCGCGAUACGUCACGUCGAAUCCGGUCUACGUGCCGCUUUCCGAUAUCGAAUGUCCUGAAACCGCAGUUGAACCACACAACGUGCCAAAUGUUCUCCCAAGACGCCGGAACAGACUGAUAAAAGAUAUGGCACAGUAUAUGGAAGAGUGUCCAUGUCCUUUUCAUGGACCCCUGCAGCCGGAAAUUGCUAUGGCAAAAGACGCUGCGAGUGUGAAACAGGCGAAACAGCUGGGACUAAACACCUACGGACACCUCAGGAUCGACUACGCCAGAAGCUGGAACUCGCUGCAUCGUAAAAUGAAGAAAUGACCAUUUUGUAUGUCUGUAUUUAAAGAGAAUGUAAGUUAUACUCUCGUGACUCACGACGAGACAGUUGGAGAAUAAGAACGCGUUGUUUUCCUAUGUGUAUUUUAUUAAUUGUGUUACACGUGUAUUAGGCAAUAAUCACUGCGAACGAUUGUCAGUGAACAUGUAACUCAAGAAGUAAUAACAUUUUCGCGGUAGUGAAUUUCUAGGUCUUGAUUAAACGAUUUUCCAUUAAUUCUACUGCAAUAUACACAAGAUUGUAUUGCUAUGCUAUCACAUGAUCGAAU